CUCGUUGUGUUGUUUCCGGGCCGCGCGACGCUGUGGGCUGCUUUCCCCUUUCCGGAGUGACCUAACACAGGAUAACGAAACCUGCAGUGCUCCUAGCGCUUCCGCUCCGCCCCGUCGCGUCUGGGAGGCGAAGCCGCGAGGCGAGCGCUCUGCGCAUGCGCGGCGCAGGCGCACUUGGAGCCGGUGCUGUAACCCUCAGGUGAAGGCGGAUCCGCCAUCGUGAGUUCCAGAUAGGGUCAGAUGUGUUACUGGGCACCGCACGAUCAUGUUCACUGCAGCCUUGACCUCCUGGGCUCGAGUGAUCCUCCCACCUCAGCCUCCCAAGUAGCUGGGACUACAGGAUUUUAAAAAUGGCUGCAGCUCCUCAAGCACCGGGGCGGGGAUCUGUCCGUAAGACGAGACGUCUGGUUGUGAAGACGUCGUUGAACAACCCAUACACCAUCUGCUGGAGCCCUCUGGAGAGCGAGGAUAUGCACUUCAUCCUACAGACGCUUGAAGACAGGCUUAAAGCUAUUGGACUUCAGAAGAUUGAAGAUAGGAAGAAAAAGAACAAAACCCCUUUUCUGAAAAAAGAAAGCAGAGAGAAAUGCAGCAAUGCUGUUGAUAUUAGUGAGGAUCUGAAGGAGAAAACAGACGCUAAGCAGCAAGUGUCAGGGUGGACGCCUGCACACAUCAGGAAGCAGCUUGCCAUUGGCGUUAACGAAGUUACCAGAGCCCUGGAAAGGAGUGAACUGCUGUUAGUUCUGGUGUGUAAAUCAGUCAAACCUGCCAUUAUCACCUCACACCUGAUUCAGUUAAGCCUCAGCAGAACCGUCCCUGCCUGUCAGGUCCCCCGGCUCAGUGAGAGAAUCGCCCCCGUCAUUGGCUUAAAAUGUGUUCUAGCCUUGGGCUUCAAAAAGAACACCACUGACUUUGUGGACGAGGUAAGAGCCAUCAUCCCCAGAGUCCCCAGUUUAAGUGUACCAUGGCUUCAAGACAGAACUGAAGAUUCUGGGGAAAGUUUAGAGACUGAACCUCUGGAAAGCCAAGACAAAGAGCUUCUGGACACUUCAUUUGAAGAUCUGUCAAAACCUAAGAGAAAGCUUGCUGACGGUCAGCAGGCUUCUGUAACAUUACAACCCCUUAAAAUCAAGAAACUGAUUCCAAACCCUAAUAAGAAAAGGAAACCACCCAAAAGUAAAAAAGCUACUCCAAAGUAAUCUUGCAUAAACUUGCCAUGUCAUACUGUUUGUGAAAGCACACCUUGUGAAGAAGCCUUACAACUAAUAAAAUGAGUUAUAUUUACAUAGA
This is a messenger RNA of Mandrillus leucophaeus (drill), 1290 nucleotides long. RefSeq names its product ribonuclease P/MRP 38kDa subunit (gene RPP38). Gene Ontology annotation, cellular component: nucleolar ribonuclease P complex; ribonuclease MRP complex; fibrillar center. The coding region runs from base 351 to 1199 and encodes 282 amino acids. Gene Ontology annotation, molecular function: ribonuclease P RNA binding; ribonuclease P activity. The transcript has 3 exons. Gene Ontology annotation, biological process: tRNA 5'-leader removal. The record is from RefSeq and is a predicted model, not a curated record. Lineage: Eukaryota; Metazoa; Chordata; Mammalia; Primates; Cercopithecidae.